CAAUCGUAAAGCCUCUCCCUCUCCCAAGCGAGCUCAUGGCAUGGCGCCGCUUCGCCACCGCCAACCUCUCCUCCCUUCUCUCCCCAAAACCUAACCCCAACCGCAACCUCCCCUCCGGCGCCGCCUCCGCCGCCCCCUCCGCUCCCUCCGCCGCUGACGUCCUCCCCUUCCUCAACUGCCGGCAGCGGAAGAAGCUCCGGAAGAAGCUGCAGAGCCCCCGCGUGCGGCCCAUCCAGCACGACGCCGGCCGCCUCGUCCCCCACUUCGAGACCAUCCUCCACGGCGAAGCCCACCUCCGCUUCAUCACCCGCACCAAGUCCUUCCUCGCCGGCCUCCCCGGCCGGGGCCUCCCCCUCGCCGACGCCGGCAAGCUCCACCGCGAGCUUGGCUUCCCUCGCGGCCGCAAGGUCUCCCGCUUCGCCGCCCGUCACCCCCUCCUCCUCCACCUCCCCCGCCUCCCCCCCGACUCCAAGCCCUACCUCGCCUUCACCCCCCUCAUGGAUUCCCUCCUCGAAGAGGAGCGCGCCCUCAUGGACGCCAUGGAGCCCCAACGCGUCACAACUGUCCGCAAGCUUCUCAUGAUCUCCGCCCGCCGCCGGAUCCCCCUCGCCAAGCUCCAUCACUGCCGCCUCCUAUUUGGCCUCCCCGACGACUUCCGCGAUCGGGUCCGCAAGUACCCGGACUUCUUCCGCAUCGCCGUGGACCCCGACGGCCGCCAUGUGCUCGAGCUCGUGGAGUGGGAUCCGGCGCUUGCCGUCAGUACCCUGGAGCGCGACUUUGUCCCCGAUGAGGCCCGGGUUCUGAGGACCUUCAAAUUUACCAUUCCCCAUGGAAAGUCCUUACCUCUGGAGGAGGAUGACGAGAGAACGUUGAACUCUCUGACUACUCUCCCCUUGGUGUCGCCAUAUUCUGAUGGGUCGGAGCUGAAGCCAUGGUCGCUGGAGGCAGAGAAAUACCGGGUAGGCGUGAUUCAUGAAUUCCUGAGCUUGACAUUGGAGAAGAGGGCUUGGAUUCACCAUCUUGUGGAGUUCAAGGAAGAGUUUAGCCUCACAAAGCAUACGUACCAGAUGCUUUUGAAGCAGCCCCGGGCAUUUUAUCUUGCAGGCACUGCAAUGAACUGGGCUGUAUUCUUGAAGGAUGCUUAUAAGGAUGAUGGGAGUUUGAUCGAGAAGGACCCGCAGGUGGUGUUCAAUGAGAAAUUGCAUAGAUAUGCAUGCAUGACAGAAUCCGAAGGAGGCGAGGCAAUUGUUGAAAAAAGGAUUAAUGGCUGAUAGUGGCUAUUUUAUAUAUUAAUGUAGAUUGAUUUGAGAAGGGAACAUCAUUGGCAAUGAAGGCAGCAGGGCAGGCUGGGUCUAUUUGAUUGCUGCUGGAACUGGCAUCUUGCAUGAGAUUGGGGCUUUGAGGCAACUUCCUCCAUUUUAGGGGUAUUUGAGUAAUUCAGUUACAGGCUAUUGACUGGCAACAAGAAAGCGACCAGCAACUACAAACAAUUUGUACAACUACCCUAAUUAAAGCAAAGUAUGGCACAAGUGUUGGUGCUUGCCCUUCAAGCUGUGUAUUGAUUUUUCUGCUCGUCACCUUUUCUGGUCCUGCACUUGUUCAUAGCUCUCAAACCCUUGUUUGCCUGUCUCGCCAGCCUCCUCUGAUAAAUCGGACCUGCUAUCCUCAAAGUUUGGCCCCCUGCAAUGCUGCUAGUUGCCACCUUCCUUGGCCUCAUUUUUUUUUUAUGGCGCUAUUUGUUCAGGUAAACAAGCUGUGGGAGUUCGAGACAGCUUUCUACAACCAAUUGACCCCAACUUUGCUCUGCUUUGGAUUGCCUGACAGGUUGAGGUCCAAUGGAGGGUUGUGGCCAAUGAGCUGUAAGAGGGCCUUGCCUGUGGUUAAAUUAUUAAAGCUUAGGUCAAGAACUGAAAUCUUUUGAAGCUUAUGAAGCCCCUGUAGACUGCUGAUUUUAUUUCCAACAAGAUAUAGCUGUCAGAUGAGAAAGCGGUUUGACAGUCCUGAAGAAGUCAUUGGACAAUUAUUUUCAGUUCAGUUACUGAUGAUUGGUUUUUAAAUCUGUGUCCAAGAAAGCACUUGGCUUAAAGAUAUAUGCAUCAAAAGAAAUUAAGAAGGCAGCAAAAUUUACUGUA
Phoenix dactylifera (date palm) is the source of this 2132-nucleotide messenger RNA. Its product is annotated as Ubiquitin carboxyl-terminal hydrolase family protein. The record is from RefSeq and is a predicted model, not a curated record. Gene Ontology annotation, molecular function: RNA binding. NCBI's taxonomy places the organism in Eukaryota, Viridiplantae, Streptophyta, Magnoliopsida, Arecales, Arecaceae.